AUGUUGCGGUGGGUUGAUGACUACGAUGGCAGCCUAAAGCUUGUCAAAACGGUCGAGGAGAUGCGAACCAGCAAAAUGACCGUCUCAAUUUUUGUUUCCACCUUUCAAAGCGUCCGAAAACACCCCGUAGCUUUGGCUUGCCUUGCCGAUAAGGUGUCUAAGAUCAUGGGGGACCUUGACGUCGAAUACGCAAGCUCAAUUUUUUGUGCGCACGCGGAAUCUGUCAUGGGAACCGGCUCUGUUGCCGUGAAGCUCUCUACUCUUUUUCAUAAUUUGGGGGAUAUGGAAGAUGGGACGAUUUCUUCCGAUAUGGCAUGUACACUCAAAUUCCUUCCGAAAAACGUGUCAGUUGGCGACUGGAGCAACGCCGUCAUGGAAGCAUUUGGGAAGAAUUCUUGCUACUGUCAAGGAGUGGGAAGUGGGACUACCCAGUGCAAAGAUUUUGUUCGGCUCGCUGCACCCCUGCGAGAUGGCAAGAAAUGCAAAGUAGCGGAUUUGUUUCCGUUGUUUCGGCAGCUGUGGGAGCAUCCUUUUAUUGCUGUUUCUGGAUGGGACGAAGAAAUGAAACAACUUCACGACGCCUACAACGAAUUUAUUCAAGACCGUGCCUGGCUGUACCGGGCACUCGACCCCGGCUUUGUCAUGGUCGAAGGCAUGACGGGUCCGGCAUUGGCCACAGCCAUGGGGAACGUUCCAAUUGAGGCACCGGCUGGCCCAGGCCCAGCCGUCCUUGGGAUCCAGGCCGCUCCAGUGGCAAUGCCAAACUUGACGUCAAUCUAUCAAGUAGCCGACUUAGACGAAGCUCGUCUCACUGCCAUGCACGUCGCGGGUGGGAACCCAGGUACGCACGGUUUUGGCGUAUCCACAGCUGUGGGAAACGCCUUUAUUUUUUAG
This is a messenger RNA of Seminavis robusta, 894 nucleotides long. The record is from the annotation of a GenBank genome assembly. Lineage: Eukaryota; Bacillariophyta; Bacillariophyceae; Naviculales; Naviculaceae.